Messenger RNA from Racocetra persica, 345 nucleotides. NCBI's taxonomy places the organism in Eukaryota, Fungi, Glomeromycota, Glomeromycetes, Diversisporales, Gigasporaceae. The record is from the annotation of a GenBank genome assembly.
CUUGUUCAAAUGCUGAUACCAUCACUAUCAAAGUUGCUGAAAAAGGGUUGGUUUUUUCUCCACAAAACUCUAGUGUUAAGAGAGGCGAUAUUGUCUCCUUUUCGUUUGUUAACGGGAAACAUAAUAUCGUACAAAGUGACAACCCAGGUGUAUGCACGAAUUCUACAACUGCGACUUCACGCAAUUAUCAAAUUCUUUUAGUCUCCUCAGGAAUAAAAUCCCAGGGUGAUAAAUACGAUUUUACCAUAAACCAGGAUGAUGGAGCCAUAUACUUUUUCUGUAAUUAUGGUCAACAUUGCCUUGGUGGAGAGUGGGGAGCCAUAUACGUAGGUUCCACUGCUAAUG